Mus musculus (house mouse) is the source of this 10284-nucleotide messenger RNA. It is a transcript of the gene Zbed6, whose product is annotated as zinc finger, BED type containing 6. Gene Ontology annotation, cellular component: nucleus; nucleoplasm; nucleolus. The record is from RefSeq and is marked validated. The coding region runs from base 1778 to 4720 and encodes 980 amino acids. Lineage: Eukaryota; Metazoa; Chordata; Mammalia; Rodentia; Muridae. Gene Ontology annotation, molecular function: DNA binding; protein dimerization activity. The transcript has 17 exons.
GACGCUGGCAGUCCUGGGUUUCUGCUUGUUCGGCUGCUGUGAGGACGGCGGGCGACCGCAGCUAAGAAAAGAGAAAGACGUGGCAGCACGCGGGAGUCGGAGACAUUGUCAUCGGUUCGGUAAAGUUUCUGUUCUCUGGUAACUAGACCCAUUUUUUGAUUCCCGGGUGACUUGGGGCCUGGGAGGGAGAAGAGGGCGAGGGGAGUGGCAGCGGCCUCCCCUCGCCCGACUUUCGGCCUAGCCCGGGAAGUCUGAACCGGGCCCAUCAGCACGGCAGCUACCCGGACUCCCGCCGGCGGCCCCGGCCUGCUGGGCUCCUAGGCAGACUUCAGCUCACUUUCCCACCCUCCCUGCCCCCACCCGCUCCGCCCCACCCCCACGGCGCCUGCUCCCUUACUUACCAACCUCUUCCCCCUCCCCCCACAUCCGGUGUUCCCGAACCGGGAUUCCCGGGUAGCCCCGGAAAAGCGACUGUUUCGGACCCCCGGAGGGGGAACUGACACUAGGUUGCUCUCUUCCGGGAAUCAGUUUCUUUAGUUAGCUGGCCCUCCCUCCCGAGAUCAGAUCAAGUGCCUGGACCCGACUUUACCUCCUCGCCUUCCUCUCUAGGGUCCCACUACUUUGGAGGUUUUCUAAUAUUCCACAUACAGAGUCGAAUUCUGGUAUCCUAUUCCCAUUCCCUACCCUGAUUACUCUCCCGCCCAAGCCUUCAUCCUCGAAGUCAAGAGCUACAGGGACUCUUCGUUCUUGUAGGAUUGGUGAGAUCGUACGAAGAACACCCCUUAGACGCCCAUAAUCGGUGCGGAUCCCCAUGGGGAAGGCUCGUUUUGUUGACAUCUACCAGGCUUUGGUUCUGAACCCAGAGAAGGCGGCUGUGCAGCUAGUGGUAGCCAUGCUUUCGUAGGGUAAACGUGUUGGUAUUGAGGGGAGGGGAGGGGGCCCACGGAAAAGGAAUGGAAGUGGUUUAAAGCUUAUUUUAGUUUGGCUGCUCAUAGAAUGUCAAUUUAUGAGUUAUUUACAGGUUGUAUGUAAUGUUGCUUCAGUCUAAAAAUAUGAACUCUUGAUAGAAACCGUAAAUGAAGAAUAUAGCUUGUUACCUUGUUUUGAAAUUUUAUUUCCAGUUAAUUUUUCUUCAGCCACCUAUAGUUUUCAAAAUAUCAGAACAGAAAGGGCACAGCUAGCGCUUACUGCUAAUGCCUAGUAUGUGGAAUCUGAUUUAGCUGGCCGGAAUUGACUUUUUAGGUUGUAUUGGCAAGUCAGUCUUAAAUGAUGACUGUUGAGUGGUGCACUAAGCUUAAGUGAAAUUUCCUGAAAAUAUUCCCGAAGUUAAGGGAAAGCCAGUGUUGUUGUCGUGUGGAUUCACUAAAAGUACAUAUUUUAAGAACUGAAGGCAUUUCCAGCAGAUGAAGUUCUUGAUUCGGCAGCAAGAACGUGAACCUGCAAUUUGGAAGACUUAACCUUUAGCUGCUCCAGAUCCCAUGACGGUGGGAAAAUGGGCCUCGGUUCUCUUUUCUAUAACAUAAGGACACUGGACGAUUUGAAUUUGAAAGUUACAAGAACUCCUAAAGCCCUGCAAGACAGAGUUUGGGAAUGUUCUCCAUUGCUGUCAUUUUUCCUCCAAAAAUAACCUGGCUUGGAAAUCAUCAGUUGAAAGGGAAUUUGACUCCCCAUAGAAACUGGAGGAAAGGUAAUACAAGUGGAGAGGGUCAGCUGUAUUUCUGCCAGAGUAAUAAACCCACUGAGAGGUUCUGGUCCGCAUUGUGGAGACAUAAAGAGAAUGAGUGUAUGUACUCUAAGUGUACCAGUUUCCUCAAUCUCUCCUGGCAGAAGAUGCAGUACUUUUGGUGAUGCUGGGAUUCUGGGGUGCGUUUCCAUUAAUUCAAACACAGACGAAGACGAUGUGGUAGAGGGAAAGAUGGUGGCAGAAGGAGCGAAUAAAGAGACAAAAUUGCCUGCUAAAAAGAAAAGAAAGAAGGGUUUGCGAAUUAAGGGGAAAAGACGCCGAAAAAAAUUGAUUCUUGCCAAAAAGUUUAGUAAGGAUUUGGGGUCUGGGAGACCUGUUGCUGAUGCCCCUGCUUCGUUAGCUUCCGGUGCCCCUGAGCAAGAUGAAGAAAGUCUUUUUGAGGGCAACAUAGAAAAGCAAAUCUAUCUGCCUAGUACCAGAGCCAAAACCUCCAUUGUGUGGCACUUCUUUCAUGUUGACCCCCAAUAUACCUGGAGAGCAAUUUGUAACCUGUGUGAAAAAAGUGUCAGCAGGGGUAAGCCAGGCAGCCAUCUUGGUACAUCUACUCUUCAAAGACAUCUUCAGGCAAGGCAUUCUCCUCACUGGACCAGGGCCAACAAGUUUGGAGUCACUAAUGGGGAGGAGGACUUUACCUUGGAUUUAUCGUUGUCUCCUCCUUCUCCUGGAAGCAAUGGAAGCUUUGAGUAUAUUCCUACUGAUUCUGUAGAUGAAAACAGAAUGGGUAAGAAGCGCGAUAAGUCAGCAUCUGAUGCCCUGAGGGCAAAAAGAGGGCGCUUUCUCAUCAAAAGCAACAUUGUCAAGCAUGCCUUAAUUCCAGGAACGAGAGCCAAGACAUCUGCAGUUUGGAAUUUUUUUUAUACUGACCCUCAGCACAUCUCAAGAGCUGUGUGUAACAUAUGUAAAAGAAGUGUGAGCCGGGGUAGGCCAGGUUCCCACUUAGGAACUUCAACACUUCAACGACAUCUUCAGGCCACGCAUCCCAUCCAUUGGGCUGUUGCCAACAAAGACAGUGGUGCUAUUGGAAACGGAUUAGAUGAGACUGAAACAGAGAGCAGUGAUCUCCUGAAUGAUACGAUGCCUGGAGAGAAGUCAUCAGGCAGCCAAGAUUUAACAGCUGAGGACCUCAGUGACUCUGAUACAGAUGAACCCCCUUGUUUAGAGGUUGAAAAUAGAUCUGAGAGUCCUAUUCCUGUUGCAGACCAAGAUAAUCCGGUGCACGCACAAGAGAGAGAAACGACGACACAUUGUGAAAAUGCAGCCGCAAAUCAAAUAAGUCAGGCAGUUAUUCAGAUGAUUGUGGAGGAUCUGCAUCCGUACAACUAUUUCUCAACCCCAGCCUUUCAAAGGUUUCUACAGAUUGUCGCUCCUGACUAUAGAUUGCCAUCAGAGACUUACUUUUUCACCAAAGCUGUACCUCAGUUAUAUGAUUCUGUUAGAGAAAAAAUUUUCUUAACUUUAGAGAAUGUUCAAAGCCAAAAGAUCCACCUGACUGCUGACAUAUGGACUCAUGACCCUUCCACUGACUAUUUCAUUGUGACUGUACACUGGGUCUCUUUGGAAACUGCAUCUUCUCCCAGUAAUGGUGGGACUCCCAAUUUUAGAAAGUGGGCAGUACUUUGUGUUACAGGUUUAGCCAAAGACUGUUUGAUAACUAACAUUUUACAAGAAUUAAAUGACCAGAUUGGUCUGUGGCUUUCUCCUAAUUUCCUUACCCCUAGCUUCAUUGUUUCUGACAAUUCUUCUAAUGUGGUACAUGCAAUCAAAGGUGGUGGCUUUACCCAUGUGCCAUGCUUCCUGCAUUGUCUAAAUAUAGUGAUUCAGGACUUUUUCUGUGAGCACAAAAGUAUUGAGAAUAUGUUAGUGGCUGCUAGGAAAACCUGCCAUCAUUUUAGCCAUUCUGUCAAAGCCCGCCAGAUACUACAAGAAUUCCAAAAUGAUCACCAGCUUCCAUGGAAGAAUCUGAAGCAGGAUGAAACUGGCCACUGGAUUUCUACCUUUUACAUGUUAAAAUGGCUUUUAGAACAUUGCUACUCUGUUCACCAUAGUCUGGGCAGAGCCAGUGGAGUUGUACUUACCUCCCUUCAGUGGACUCUAAUGACAUACGUUUGUGAUAUUCUUAAGCCAUUUGAGGAGGCCACCCAGAGAGUGAGUGUGAAGACAACAGGAUUGAAUCAGGUGCUACCCCUAAUCCACCAUCUCCUCUUUUCCCUGCAGAGACUCAGAGAAGAUUUUCAAGUCAGAGGUAUUACUCAGGCCCUCAAUCUGGUGGACAGUUUAUCUUUGAAACUUGAAAGUGAUGCCUUACUAAGUGCCAUGCUCAAAUCCAAGCAUUGUAUCUUGGCUACUUUGUUAGAUCCUUGUUUUAAGAACAGUUUGGAGGACUUUUUUCCUCAAGGUGCUGAUUUAGAAACUUACAAACAGAUCCUUGCAGAAGAGGUUUGUAAUUAUAUGGAAUCUUCGCCAGGGGCCUGCCAGAUUUCAAGUUCUGAAACAUCUGGCCCUUUAGUUAGGUUAGGAACUGAUUCGUUUACUUCUAUAAAAGAAGGCACCUCCAGUGCAGGUUCUCUGGAUAGCUCAGCCGCAGGCAGUGUUGCUGUUGGGAGCAAAAGCUCCUUGCUCCCCGCUGCGGUAGCAGUAGUAGAUGAGUACUUCAAAGAGAAGUAUUCAGAGCUCUCAGGAGGUGAUGACCCUUUGGUUUACUGGCAGAGGAAGGUGAGCAUAUGGCCAGCUUUGACCCAAGUUGCCAUUCAGUAUCUGAGUUGCCCCAUGUGUAGUUGGCAAUCUGAAUGCAUGUUUACCACAAAUAGCCACUUUCAUCCAAAGCAGAUCAUGAACAUGGACUUUGAUAAUAUAGAACAGCUCAUAUUUCUGAAAAUGAACUUGGAGAAUGUUAACUAUGACUAUUCUACAUUGAUUCUGAGCUGGGACCCUGAAAAUAAGGCUGUUCAGAGCAAUGAAAAAGAAAUACUACCUUAAUUUCCUUUUCCUUGUCCUACUUAAAAUGGGCAGCUUUCGCUAUAUUACUAUAUCUUAUUGCUGUUGUUACUAUAUGUAGUCGUACUAUUUAUCCUUUUAAAAAAAUGGCUGGGUGUGUUCACAGUGCCUGUAGUCCUGGCUAUUUGAGACACUGAGGCUGGAUUAUGACUUUAGCACAUGAGUUUGAGACCAGCCCAGGCAACAUGUUAAGAUCCUGCCUUACAAAAAUGAAAAACCUGAGGAAAUCCGAAAUUACAGAAAGACUGAAAACUCCACAGAGGCAGUGUAACGAUGACAAAAUGAAGGUUAACUUUGAAAAUUUCACAGUUGUAACUCAGUGUAACUAACAUCUAUCAAAGUGUCAUUUGUAUCACUUGAGAGAGAGGGCAGUGUUAAUGAGAAACACAGUGAAGCGUUGAAGGACUUAGGUAUUUCUGGUUGGUAGAUUGAGCUAGUCAUUGAUUAGAGUAAAAACUUCUUCCACUGUGGAAGAUUGGGUUUCAGUUAUUAUUUAUAUAAAUACAGUGAUUCAGGACUUCUAUGAGCACAAAGGUGUUUAGAAUGUGUUAGUGACUGCAUUAACAUAGUCUUUCCCUCCCCUGUUUUUUAAUUUCUUUAAAACCCCUGACACAGCUUGACAGAAUGAAAACCCACAAAAUUGUUUCAUUUUUAGAAAUUAUAGUUGCCUCACCCUGGUCAGUUUAUAAUGUCAGGUUACUGGGUAUGAUAGAAUUAUCUUUUAUAUUUAGGAUUGGGUCUAUAUAAAAGGGAACAUUACAAAACAAUUAGAAAAUGACUUUUUGGUCUUUGAUUUGCUUUUUAUAAUAUAGUACCAAAAACAGGGAUUAUAUAGGUGCCUUUAAAAUAACCCAUUAGUAAAAAACAUUAGAUGUUUGUAAAAUCAAAAAACAAGCAAGCCUCGUGAACGUGCAGACCCCAUGUGAGUUUCCCAGAGAAUAUUUCUAGAGCUUGUUCAUUUUUUUCAAGGGUGCUCCUGGUCCAUAGCAUGAUGUUCCUAACUGCAGUUUGGAACUGUAUUUUUAACUGAGAUAAGCAGUUGAAACUUUACUGUGUUAGGCAUCAUUGCUGAAAUGAGUGAACUGUCUCAGUGGCCCUGCAGGUGCCUUCCCACUCGGAGAGUCUGUUUCUGUGACUGAGUGGGAGGCCACAGAGAGCUGACUUUUAGUAAGUCUAUUAGAUGUUUCAGAUUGAAUAACUAAUGUAAGAUCCCAAUUUUUCCUUUUUUUUCAUUUUAGAUUUGGGGAUAUUCCCUGCCCAAAAAAUUCCUGGAAAAUUGACUAGUAUUAAGUGCGUAAUAGCUUGGAACUGAGUGAAGACACAGAUGUUCCUGUUGAGAGCAACCAGCUAAUGGUUACAUUUUAAAGACGAUUUCUGUGGCUGAGUGGUCAUUGGAAGAGUAAGUCCUUUUCAAGAGUCCUCGGAGCUGGUCUCACCUCGGAAGCAGUGGCUUGUUCCAGGAAGCCGGUUUUGGCCUGAGAAUUUACCCAGUAUGCCUAAUCAGGGAGAAGACUGCUAUUUUUAUUUCUAUUCUACAUGCGCCAAAGGUGACAGCUGCCCAUUCCGUCACUGUGAAGCUGCACUAGGAAAUGAAACUGUUUGCACACUAUGGCAAGAAGGUCGUUGUUUUCGACAGGUGUGCAGAUUUCGUCACAUGGAAAUUGACAAAAAACGAAGUGAAAUUCCUUGUUAUUGGGAAAAUCAGCCAGUGGGAUGUCAAAAACUAAACUGCGCUUUCCAUCACACCAGAAGCCGCUAUGUUGAUGGACUCUUCCUACCUCCAAGCAAAACUGUGUUACCCACUGUGCCUGAGUCACAAGAAGAAGAAGUAAAGACUAGCCAGCUCACAGUUCAACAGAGCAAAUUGUCUGUUCAGUCUAACCCCUCCCCUCAGCUGCGGAGUGUAAUGAAAGUAGAGAGCUCAGAAAACGUUCCCAGCCCCACACAUCCGCCUGUUGUAAUCAACGCUGCAGAUGAUGAUGAAGAUGACGAUGAUCAGUUUUCUGAGGAGGGUGAUGAAAGCAAGACACCUGCCCUGCAGCCAUCUCCUGACGUCCAUAAUGGAUUACGAGUGGCUUCUGCCCGCAAACCUGGAGUCAGUUUAAAGCAAGGUGAAUGUUUGAAUUUUGGAAUAAAGACUCUUGAGGAAAUUAAAUCAAAGAAAAUGAAGGAAAAAUCCAAGAAGCAAGGUGAAGGCUCCUCGGGAGUUUCCAGUGUUUUACAGCAGCCUCAGCCCAAUCCAGGCCCUGAGAAGGAGAAUGUUCGGACUGUGGUGAGGAUGGUGACUCUAUCCAGCAAACCAGAAGAGCCCUUGGUUAGACUGAGUCUUUCUGAGAGACUGGGGAAACGAAAACUUUCAGUGGGUGGUGAUAGUGACCCUCCAUUAAAGCGAAGCCUUGCACAGAGGCUGGGAAAAAAAGUGGAAUCGCCAGAAACUAACAUUGAUAAAGCACCAAAGAAAGAGCGAGGUCAUAAAGCUGGGGAGAUCCAUGUGAAGACACUGGAAGAAAUUCUUCUUGAAAGAGCCAGUCAGAAACGUGGAGAAUUGCAAACCAAACUGAAGGCAGAAGAACCUUCAGGAGCCGAUGAUUCUCCAUCAGGGACAAAAAGUUCUUCUUCAGUGCGGAUCAAAACCUUCUCUGAGGUCCUGGCUGAAAAGAAACACCGGCAGCAGGAAAUGGAAAGACAGAAAUCCAAAAAGGAUACAAGUUGCCUCACGCUAACAGACGACACUGAAAUGAAAAAGACAGUGAGUCUGCCCACUGUUGCUGUUAGCAAAGGACAACCAGAGGAGCCUGCAGGAAGAGCCAGGUCUAUGCAGGAGGUGCAUAUUAAGACACUAGAGGAAAUUAAGCUGGAGAAGGCCCUGAGGGUGCAGCAAAGCUCUGAGAGUAGUGGCAACUCCCGACCUCAAGCUGAGGCUGCCCCAGGGACAAAGAGGCUGCUCCGCAUCACCAAGAGAGCAGGUGUAAAAGAAGAGAAAAAAUGUGGCCUUGAAGACAGUGGUGACCCUCCUCAGAGCAGUGUGACUAAGAUGGAGGCUAAUGAGACUUCAGAUGAGACCAUAAGUGAUCCCACAAAACUUGCAGUCAACAGAUGUGACACUGUCAAAGAGAAACACACACAGAGACUGCAGGAGAGAGGAGCAUCACAAAAGGAGAAAGCAGCCUUGUCAUCUGUGCGAGGAGAUGAGGCUUCUUCUUAUACCCGAGUGGCGGGGAAGCCGGUGCUCACUGCUGUAUCAGGCGUCACUCGGCAUCUGGCAAAACGGCUCCCCGUGGAGUCAUCCCAGAAAGGGGAGGUAGAAACCUCCGGAAUCGGGGACUCAAUACUGAAUGUGAAAUGCGCAGCACAGACUUUGGAGAAGAGGAGUAAAGUCAAACCCAAAGUAAAUGUGAAGCCAUCUGUGGUCAAGGUUGUCUCAGCUCCCAAAUUGGCUCCCAAACGCAAGGCUGUGGAGAUGCACUCUGCCGUCAUCGCAGCCGUGAAGCCGCUCAGCUCCAGCAGUGUCCUGCAGGAAAGCCCCACCAAGAAAGCAGCUGUGGCUGUUGUCCCACUCCUCUCUGAGGAUAAACCCGUCACCAUGUCUGAGACAGAAAACCCAAAAGACAGUUCUGUGCUGUCUUCAGCCCAAGCUGCUUCGGAACCCUUGCUCCCGGAAGGCUCUGGCCCUUCCUCAUCCCAGACGGCAACAAAACCGCGCCGGCUGAGCUCCGCCUCCACGGGAAAGCCUCCACUCUCUGUGGAAGAUGAUUUUGAGAAACUAAUAUGGGAAAUUUCAGGGGGCAAAUUGGAAGCUGAGAUCGACUUGGAUCCUGGGAAGGAUGAAGAUGACCUUCUGCUUGAGCUCUCAGAGAUGAUUGACAGCUGAAACCCAAGGGGAUAAUGAGGACACUUAAAAAAAAAAAAAAAAAAAAAACCCUCACCAAAAACUGGACUUAGUUUCAUCUAUUUACCUGAGGUGAUAAUUUCUUUUAAGUCUCAAAUUUUGCCCAAAUCAAAAGUAUACCUCUGAAGUACCUGUGUGUCCUGGACUCCCUGGGGUCGGAUCUUUUACAUCCCUUGAUAAAUAACUGUUUUGUCCACUUGCUGCCAUUGUUGAGCAUCUUUGAGAAGAAAGUUCUGUAAUGCCCUUCUCUCCACCUGAGACUGAGCUCCAAAUGAAACGGUGCACGAGAACUCAGUGGUCCUCGAGGUGUUUGUUAGUGUGGGCUAGCUUCCCUGCUCUAUUUAUUUAUGUAUUGUCUUAAUUUUAUCAGAGUUUAAAAAUGAAGACAGCUGCUAACCAUUGUGGACCAAAUGUCAUGCUACCACUAAACAAAAGACCCACUCAGUCUGUGUUAAAUUGUAUGUCUUGUAUUUGGAAAUUCGUCUAAGCUUUAAAGAGGGCCGGGCAGCUCGAGAACCUGAGAUACGGACCUAACUCUGGACCUGGUCCUGUUGUGUUAGCUGUUCCGUGAGCCUCUGAAGAGCAAUAGCUAAUUUAUUAUUACUGUAAUUUUUUAAAGGCUUUAAAGUGCCUCAGGGGUCCCCUGAAACUAAUUUUCUAUUUCUGGGAUUCCCUGGAUUCUUUAUAAGAGAUGGUGACAUGACUAGGGAAAUUCUUUUUUUAGUAUGAAAAUUGUCCCUUCAAUACCUUUCUCUUACUGGCAUUGAAUUAUCACAGAGACAGAAAAUUGGUAAAUUUUUUUAAUUUCUAACUCUCCCAGGAAACUCCUUGCCUAGUAUUUAUUUGAUAUGCUUUAACCAUGGGGGGGUGGACCUCAAGCUGCCAGUAUUGAUCUACAGACUGUAGCAGUACACUGGGCUGUACUGUCAGGGAUGGCAAGAUGCUCUGGGGUGUAUUGGAUACCUCCAGUUUCUUCACUUCUGGAUUGAGUUUUCUUUUCUUAAUGUUGGUCCUCUUCACAUCACCUCAAGGUUUAGACUUGUGAAGGAACAAGUCUGAUGAGGAUAAUAGUCUUGAAAGGAGACACUGUACAGAAUUGGAAGAAGGAAAGAAAAGACUUGUUCAUUGUGAUACUUUCUGUAGGUGGCCAGUUUGUUUCUCAUAGGGAAAUCCUGGACCACCUGUCAUGUUGGCUCCUAAGGAACUGCUGUUGUAAGCGGCUCAUCAAGAGUUGAAGUUCAUGUAGCCUUGUUGGGAAUAUGGAAAAGGAAGAAAGCCACAGGACUGCCAGUUCAGUCUGGGAAGAUCUGGAUGAUUCUGCACAUGCAAAAAUGACUUGAAGUUUCUGUAUAGACGCUUGUACCGAUCCAUCUUCAGCUGACUGAAUGUUGUAUGAUAGCCCUUCUCCAAAGCAGAGGUGGAAGGUUCUGGUUUCACCACACAUUUUAUAAACACAUCUCCUGUUUUGAAUUGGCCUAUAGGUUGUAGGCCUCUUUUGUAUAUAACCUCUAUUAUUUUGCUUUAAAAAAAAAAAAAGGUCUGUUCAUAUUUAAUGCCCUGUAUUAGUCAAUGAUUUGUGUUCAACAUUAUUUGAACCAUUUGCCAUUAACGAAAGAGAAAUACUUAUUUGUGUUUUAAAUAAAACUGAUAUAGGAAA